This is a messenger RNA of Durusdinium trenchii, 453 nucleotides long. The record is from the annotation of a GenBank genome assembly. NCBI's taxonomy places the organism in Eukaryota, Dinophyceae, Suessiales, Symbiodiniaceae.
AUGUUCUUGACCUUUGCCCGGCCACGUGGGAAGCCCCAUGUUUCUGGUAGCAAAGUCCGUUUGGAAGCGUGGAAGAUCAAGCGGCUAGUGACGAUCUUCAAUCGUGCUGCCAAGCGUGGACACUACCCCAGAGAACCCGGCAUGCGUGCAAUCUAUCAGCAGGCUGGUAUCCCGUUGCCAGCUGACCCACGUGACUACACAGCAUUUAAGGCUUAUGAUUUCGGUGUGUUUGUGUGUGUGCGUGCGCCCUCUCCCUCAGCAACCUUUUUGAUGGGAACAAUUGAGGUUCGAGAGAGCCUUCAGACUCUGAAGAUGAUGCGGAGGGUGAAGAAAGCAGUGAUGUACAAACAGUACCCUGGCUGGAUGUUCAAUGUUGACAAGUGCAAAGCAAGUAGCCAUGCCCAAUGCCCAUGCCCGGUACUUAUCCCUCUUGGAUUGAAAUGCCUAGGAUGA